Messenger RNA from Zootoca vivipara (common lizard), 19843 nucleotides. RefSeq names its product microtubule associated monooxygenase, calponin and LIM domain containing 3 (gene MICAL3). Lineage: Eukaryota; Metazoa; Chordata; Lepidosauria; Squamata; Lacertidae. Gene Ontology annotation, molecular function: FAD binding; protein binding. The record is from RefSeq and is a predicted model, not a curated record.
CUGUAGAGGGAGGUAUAGGCAGUCCUUUUUUCUGGGGGUACACAGGGGUACACAUACCCCUAAACAUUUUGUGAAUCUGUUUGGCCUCAUUGAGGGGCAGUAUUUCAAUAUGAGUAGGAAAAUGAGAGUACCCCAAAACUUUUUUUAAAGAAAAAAAAGCACUGGCUAUAGGCAGUCCCAUAAUUAUGCCGAUCACUUGCUUAUUGCUCUGUCUUGAGUGUUAAAAGCACUUCAUAUGUCACUCUGUAGGUAAUCCUUGCAACAACUCUGUAAAGUUAGUAGUAUCCUCAUAUUUUGAGGAUCUGAGGCUUAGGGAAUAGUUGUUUGUCUAAGGCCACUUUGUGAGUCAAGGCAAGAUUUGAACUGUGGACAUCCUGAUUUCAGAAACCAGCUCAAGAGUGUCUUGUUUGAAAUCACAAAACAGUGAUGUGCAUUAAGCUUUUGGGGACUCUUUAAAUCAUGUCCUAUUGUCUAGUAUGUCUGUUGCGAGUUUACAGGGUUCCUGGUUUGUCACAGCUGAACUGCAAUUUAGAAUUAAUCAUUUAAACUAAGUGCCAGUGUGGGUGCGUGGAAGAACCUGUUUUCAGGGACAUUAUGCAAGUUCCAUGCUUUCUGCCUUUGUUUCCCUUAAAAAAAUGGCACUAUAAUGACCUACCUUUAUAGGAGUCAUGUAGAGAUGAUGAAGUCAAAUGAUAAAUGAUUAACACACUUCUGUUUACCUGUGAUAUCAGGGGCUUUGGCUUUUUACAGUCUGCUGCUGUCGAGGUGGGUUGUAACAAAAGUGGCUGAAAUGUAGCUUCUCAAAAUGACAGUUUCAUUGUGUUCUGUCUGGGUAAUUGGUUCUAAAACACUGUUCCCAAGCAAUGAAGGUUAAAUAUUUAGGGAUUUAAAUACUUUGAAAUAAAGGUUAAAUAUUUAGGGAUUUAAAUACUUUGAAAGGAAACUGGAGUCUCUUCGAAAAGCAGCUUUGACUAUAGUCAGAGUAAUGGGCUUCUAAAAGUUAAAAGGCUUUUUCUCCCCUCUAGUUUUUAAACUAAUUAUAGAAUUCAUUCACUAGUAGUUCAAGUGUUUAGCAUUAAAUAUUACGUGAAAGUCUGGCAGGCUAUACUUUAUUAAGGGAGUUUGUCAAAAUGAUUUGUCAGUUUCUUUUUCUCCCUUUCUCUCUUUUUGUAAUUUUUUUAAAAAACGAACUAAAUCAAUUUGCAAUGGUAAGUUUUGUGGGCGGUACCUAAUGAGAUAUCAGCCUAGGUGGGAACUGAGCAGGAUGUCUAGGGGCUCCCACAAAAACAUUUAAAAGGCCAUAUAAUGUUAAAUCAGCCAAAGGCUUGGUUAUACAUAGAGAAAUGUUUUUGCCUUUCACCUAAAGAUAUGAUAAUGUAUGUGUAAUAUUACCUUGUUCAUUAUUGGGGCAUUCAGAAGACCUCCUUCCCUAGAUGUCUCUCUGCUUGGAGAUUAAGAGUUGGCUCAGACUUGGGAGAGGGCCACUUUGGUGCUAACAUCCAAAUCUUAGAACUUUUUCUGAAACAUCUUUACCUGGUACCUUUUUUGCUCUUGUUUUUUAGGUGCACAGCGAAGACCAUCUAGUCCUUUCACAUUUUUUGUAGUAUGGAGUUCCUUUUAAUUGCCUUCAUGCUCUCUUUAUUUGGGCUUUUAAUUCCUGCCUCUGGUGUUUUGUCAUGUUGAUUUUAAUUAAAUUUUAGUAUGUAACCUUGUAAAUCACCUUGAAGUUAUCGGGCUAAAGGUGUGAUGGAAAUGCCAUAAGUUAACAGAACUCUGUUUUUAUCCCUAUCUAUUUUAAACAGUAGGCUAAUCUCCCUCUGGUAGUCUGAUAACGGGAUAUAAACCUAUGCUGUUAUGCUCAAGUGUACAGUACAUCGUUGCCUUUCCUGCUUGCAUUCUGUCCUAGGAUGCAGUGGCUGAUAGCUUCUCUUCUGAACUGAAGGUGCGACUUGAUUCAUACUUUAAACACUGCAACUUAAAAAUAACACAGUCACCCCAGUUUUUCACAAUAGAAUGCAUCCCUCCAGCACCAUAAGGCAAGUAACCCCAGCUGUUAAUAUUUAGUGAAGAAUCUGUUGAGUGUUCUAUCAGACAAAUGUUGGAAAUUGGAGAACUGAAGCACAUUAAAUACAUUGGAACACUUGAGCUAGUUUAUUAAAAGGAUUAACCAGCACUUGCAAACCUUAAGAACUAGAAUAAAGCAAACUGUAUGGAUAUAUUAUUACUUAAAUCAUUUAUUCCUUUUGGAUGUGUGCAGAACAGUUGCCUCUUCAGGGUGAGUAGUUUGCUAUCCUGGUAUCUGUAGGUUUGUUUCUGAAAUCAAUGCUAGAAUUGGACAUCUUCUGGUGUAGUGUACUUUCUGUCGACAUAGAAUAAAGUUGUAGGAUGCUUAAUCUAGUACCUCAUUCAUCAGAAGGUGGUGGGUUAUCCUUCUUUGGAGGUUUAUAAACCGAGGUUUGAUGGCCAGCGUUCAAGGAUUCUUUAGCUAUGAUUCCUGCAUUGAAGAGGGUUGGGCUAGAUGACCCUUGAGCAUCCCUUCCAGCUCUGUCAUUUUAUGAUUCUAUACAGCUUUGCAGAAGAAGAGUGGUUUUCCCCAAUCUCCCCCUGCCACCAUCAAAUAAAUUGAACAGCAGAAGAAAAAAACUUGGAUAAAUACUAGCUGGAAGCUUUUGAUCCCCCUCCUUCGCCACUGUUAGUGUGAGAGCGCUAGUUUCAGUACAGGACAUAGAAAUGAGACAUCUCAAGACUUUAACUUGGUUGCUGAGGUGUUAUGGCUUAUUCAUAAAACAUUCCAACUGCUGAACAACUCUUCCACCACCAAAUAUGUUGGGGCACUCGGGCUAGAGACCAAAGGAAGUAGGCAGCACUAGUUGGAUGUAACAGUAAACUAUGGUUUAGUGUUAUAUGCACAAGCCUUGAACUUGUGCAUCCUUCCCUCUCCUCUAGUAUGACAAUGAGGAGGAGGUUUGAUGCUUGUGCUUCUGUUUGUUUGUUUUUUGGAAAUGCAGUUCUUAAUUUGCUCCGGGGGGUGAGAGCGUAAUGACCAAACAGGACUCCUCAUUUUCAUUUUUAAUUCACCAUGGUUUCUUAUUUUGUCUGAACCUAGACACAUCGUUAAGGCACCGUUAAGGGACCCAGGUGGCGCUGUGGUUAAACCACUGAGCCUAGGGCUUGCUGAUCAGAAGGUCAGCGCUUCGAAUCCCAGUGACGGGGUGAGCUCCCGUUGCUUGGUCCCAGCUCCUGCCAACCUAGCAGUUCGAAAGCACGUCAAAAUGCAAGUAGAUAAAUAGGAACCGCUACAGCGGGAAGGUAAACGGCGUUUCCAUGUGCUGCUCUGGUUUGCCAGAAGCGGCUUUGUCAUGCUGGCCACAUGACCUGGAAGCUGUACGUCGGCUCCCUCGGCCAAUAAUGCGAGAUGAGCGCGCAACCCCAGAGUCGGUCACGACUGGACCUAAUGGUCAGGGGUCCCUUUACCUUACCUUUAGACACAUCAUGGCUAAUCUUAACUAUAGCUUGGGGCAAGGGUGGGGAACCUCUGGUCCUCCAGGUGUUUGAUUCCAGCUCCCAUCAUGGGCAAUGGUCAGUGUUGAUUCUAGCCCAGCCAUGUCCAAGAGGACACAGGUUCUUCACUCCCAGCUUAGAAAUAUCUUUACUUUUUUUAGCCUUUGUUGCUGUCAGCUAGAACCAGAUUGAGGCUCGGAAACAUAUUUUUAAGUAUGAAUGACAGCACAGUGUUUGGGGGUUCCAUAAAUGGUUACCAACUGUAGGCUUGGAAGCCAUGAUCAAUACUUAGCGUAUAAUCACAGCUACUGGUAUUUCAACUCUGUUAUUUAGUACCUCUGUGGUGGGAAAGAGCCAUAGCUCAGUGGUCGACCAUGUGGCUUGCAAUGAAAAAUGUCCCAGGGUCACUCCCUGGUAGCUUCACUCUGAAGAUCCACUGCCAGGGAUCCACUUAGAUGCAAACUGUUUUUGUGCACUGAUCCUAUCUCAGUCUCUUUCAACUUUCAGAGAGUUGCACUCAUAAGGAACCUGUCUACUUAAACUGUAGGCCAGAAGUAGCAGAACAGCAUUUCAGAACUUCACAGUAAAAGAGGUGUCCAGAAAAUGCUUUAGCUUCUCUUUGCCUUAAAACAAUAUUUUCAAAUGAAUGCCAGUAUAAUUACUCGUAACAAAAUAUUGUAAAAGUGCUUCUGUGCUGAAUCACGAGUAUACAAUCCCAGCUCUCUUCCUCCAUGUAGGUGGAUCAGUUGCAUAUGUAGUUUAAGCAAUAGAAGCUGGAGCAAGAGAUUUAGUUCUCUACAUAAGGAUGAAUAUGUUAAGCAGGUCUAAUCUGCCCUGCAUCUUUCCUGUGUGGAAGGAAUGGCUUAAUUUAGUGUGCUGGCUUUAAAAGGAGAUAGUCAGAUCAAAGAAAAUGCUUCUGUUGGGAAAUAUUGCACCGGCAUGAUUUUCGGAAGUAUCCAGCCAACUUCAAGUGUCUCCCAGUUUAAUAUAAUCCUGGGUACUGUUUAUUCUCUGUACAAGUUGGUUUUUCUUUCCCUUGCUGAAAAAAAAUGCUUUGGUGCUUUACAUAGAGGCAGGUGGGGGUUCACUUAUAAGUAAACUUGUAUAGGUCUCGUAGGUUCUGUUAAAAAGACCGAAAGAUGGAAUUGCUAGGAAUGUAGAUGCUACAUGGAUCAAAGGGGUCCUUUUGAAGUUUCUGCAUGCAUCUGAGAUGAAAGAGAUUUUGAUUGUGCUGCUGCUUUUUUCUGUCCUCUAUAGAGCUGCUGCAAUUUCCUUUUAGUUUAUGAAAAUGUUAAAUGAUUUGCCGAAGGAUAUUUGUAGUAGCUGUUGGAAAUGGGGCACACAGUUGUAGCUUUCUUUUUUACUUGCAUAAACCAAAAUUGCCAUCUUUGUUCACAUCAUAAACAUACAGUUAAUGGCUGCCAUUUUUUUUGGCACAUAGCACAAUUAAGAUGCUGAGACAGAAUUUAGUUUGCCAGUACAGUAUGUCACAGCACUGUUAAAAAAAAAACAGCAAUAAAGUUGUGUCAUUCCUGAUUGUGUUUGGAAGCUGCAGAAAGAAGCAUGUUCAGGAUUUGGAAUGGUUUGUAGGUUGAGCAGUUUGUAGGCUGAAAUUUGUAGGUGUAGCAGGGCCAGUCCACUUUUGAGACAAAGCACCUGGCUCCAAAGGUGUUUUCAUUCCUAGCACCUGUUCUUUGGGCUAAAUGAAAUUUUGCAGAGAAGCACUGCUUUAAUUAAUUCAGAAAAGUUGCUGUGGCUCAGCCAGGCUGGAAAUGAUGAUGCCCAUUUGUCCUGGUUGUCUUGCUUCUUCAGCCUGUAUUUGUGAGAUCAGGCUGAAACUGCUUUGUGAGUAGGGAAGGCAUUCUGCAUGUGCUCAGAGGCACAUAUCCCAGGUCUUGUAUUUUGUGUUUAAAGCUAAUUAUGGUACCAGGCUCUGGCACAAACGAAGCCCUGGGAGAUUAAAGCACUGGUGGGAAUGUGAAGAAUGACUUUCCCUUUUGUGCUGGUCAACCCUGGGGUUAGCAGGAAGGGCUGAAAUGGCAGACGAAUAGAUUUCUGUGCAAUUUUCUCUGAUAUUUCUCUCUCUCUACUUAUAGUGGCCUUCUGUGCCCCAGCAAUCUCCCUCCACAUGGGCUAUUGUCCUGCUUUUGUAAAAAGCUGUUUUCCCAUUCAGAUUUCUUUCCCAUUGACUCCUUUUUAUAUAGGUAAAGCUGGAAGACACUGACUGGUUAAAGGGUUCAUAGUGAACAACAAUUUGAAUUCAAAUUGUCUUGAUCUGUUCCAAGAACUUUAGCCCAUUGAUGGAAAAGCUUUGGGGACAAUGUGCCAGAAAUCCAAAAUGCUAUAGUUGGACUGUAGCACAGCUGUGCAGACUUCCAUUUAUUUUUUCAGCCUCUUGUGCCUUGGGGUGGCUUUGCUUCUAUAUUACAGAUUGGUGGAGCAGAAAGGUGUAUCCUUUCAUAGCUAGACCCAUAGGGCCUACAUGUUCCUGCCUAAGGUUGACACAAAAUCAAGGUGCCUUGCGGUGCCCUGCAGGUUGGCCACCCAUGCUUUAGCCGCUGUCGUCCUCUGGGUGCAUGCCUAAUGCUGCCAUCUUUUCCCCUCCUCAUUCUAUUCCAGGAUCUGAAAAUUACAAACCUGCAAAUUAAUAGGCUAUGCUUAUAAGCACACCCUAAUGGGGAUAAAAUUCAGACGAGUACACUGUCUAGUGUAUUGUUUAAUUUUCUUUUGCUUUGCAAUCUUUGGAACAUUUUGGGUGUCAGAGGUUAUAUGCCAGUGUAAGAAAACAAUUUUUUUAAAAAAAAUUUCAGACUGUUUCAACAUACAGGCAACAGGGCUUAAUAAAAACAAAUAAAACACAACCACUGUGUUAAUUUGAACUGUGCCCUAUCAGUUUGGAUAUUCUCUUUUUUUGUGUACUCUUUUAAAAGUAACUCUGGAAACCUUUCUUGCUUGUUCCUGUUUAGCUAGCUAGCUAGUUCACGAGUCGUGGGGAUCUGAACAACUGGAACCUUUUGAAUGGUAGCAUAGCGUACUCCUUUAAAGACUGUUGUUGGGCAAAGUGUGGUGGUUAUCUAGCUUGCUAAUGCUGAAAAAGAGCAGCAGCUUGGCGUACGCCCCAAACAUCUGCUGCUUUGCAUCUCACUCAUUAUUUGGUGUGUGUGUGUUGGGCAGUCGCCAUUUUUGGAGGAGACACAAAGCUUGUCUCUGUGCCAGAAAGAUAACUCCAGGGCUGGGUGUUUUAUGAGGAGUGUUUGCUUCUGUUUCUGGAUGCCGCUGCCCUGUUUGGAGUUGGUUGUUGUUGCAGGACUGAUAAUGCAUACAAGGAGCUCAUUCUUUGUGCAAAAGAUGCCUGCUGCCUGACUAGGCACUGAUGGCUUUGCAAAGAUGGUGUCCUCCCUUUAUCUCUCUCGUCAUUGCAAGUGGUCUUCCAUUGCCAGAUCUGAUGAGGCAUUGCUGGCCUCAAGCACUUUGGGUCCUCCAGAGCAGUUAUUCAAAUCCAAUGCAUGUGAUUUCAGACACUUUUUGUUUUCUUUUUCCUUCAAAUGCCGCCACAUCCAGCUCCUAACUUCUUAAAAAGGAGAUGGUGUUGGCGUCUUGUCUGGAGACAUCGCUUUCUGAUCUGGAAGUCCCUUUGCCCAAUCCCUGACAAUACAUCAUUUCUUUCUGGUAAGGGAAAUCCACUCUGUUCCUGGUAAAGUCAGUUUCAUCUGUUCAAAUAGUGCAAGGUUCGUUUGUUUGCUGUAGUCAUAUUCUGCCUUGCCACCAACAGGCUCAAAGUGGCUUAUAGUUUGAAUGCUGUUAAAGUUAAGCGAUGCAGUACGAAAGAAAAAAGAGAGAAUAAUAAAAUGGCCACUGGGAUCGAUGAGUGGGGAUUCAGGCUCUUCAGACUAUUUGUUUGAUUCUACUGCUGUCAGGAACAUGGACCAGUUUGCAUUGGUUAACAUUAAGCACAGUUUGUUGGUUUGGCCAAAAUGACAAACUGGUAAACUAAAGCAGAGGUGGAAGUUUCCAAAAUUCUCCUCAUGACCAUGCUGGAGGAAGAAGUGGCCAAGCUUGUGGCUUUGUUAUGGCUUGCUCCAGCUCGUUCACAUCGUGCUAAACCAUGGUUUAGCACAGAGACAGAGGACGAGAUGGUUGGAUAGUGUUCUCGAAGCUACCAACAUGAGUUUGACCAAACUGCGGGAGGCAGUGCAAGACAGGAGUGCCUGGCGUGCUAUGGUCCAUGGGGUGACGAAGAGUCGGACACGACUAAACGACUAAACAACAACAACAACAAACCAUGGUUAGUGCAGGGAUUGGGACCUUGUGCCCUCCAGCUGUCCUCAGCCCCAGGAUUGAUCGGAGUUGAGCCACAGGCUUCCUGUCUCCAGUUCAGAAUGAUGUCCAAAGGUGGCCGUGUGAAUCUUCAGUCCUAUGAGCUAGUAACAUGAAAUGUAGGAUGGUAAAUUCUGUUGUGAAAUUCCAUGCUUGCAUGGCACGAUUACUGAUAAUACAGUCUUGGCUUCAAGCCCAUUGUCUUUAGAUGGCUGGAUCUGUUUAAAUAACAGACAGUUCUAGGUUUUUGUUCUCCCGUAGGCCUUGUAGCAAUUCUACAGAUAAAAUUUGAGAUGCAUUGCAGUAAGAGUUCACUCCGUCUUGCACUUUGCUCAAACUGGCUACAGUGCAGAUCUGAUGAAUAAAUCUGCAAAUGGAGCACCAGCAUCCAGUUGUUCAUACUGUACAGUGAAACCACCUCCUCUGCCAAGGAUUAUCGUGGUGCCAGCUUUUCAGAGAGAUUAUUAGUUUACAGAAGAGAAAACCAAACUUACCUGCUUUCGGUAAUAAGGCAGCAUUACAAGAUAGUAUGGAAAGAAUUCCAGAGAGAAAUUGGAAAGUUUGGGUGUUUUUUCUUUCUGUUCAAGCACUUAAUUGGCGGUCUGGGUUGGGAUGCUGUGUCUCUCUGCAACUUCCCUGACUGUUCAUCCCUGCGUACGGCAUUUCCUCUCUGUUGUUGAGACCAUAUCCUGUGAGUUGCUGCCAACGUUCUUGACAGUUGCAUCCUCUUCACUGAUUCAGGAGACAAAAGAAUAAAGCUGCUCAGAGAGGGAGAUGUAGGGAGCAGAAGAAGAGUGUUUGCUAAACCAGAAAUCUUGCUGUUAGCAGCACAUUUAUAGCCCCCAAAUGGAAAUCUUUAGGGGAACUGGAUGUGGCUUUAUAGUAUCAAACUGCUUGAAGAAUAGCAGUUGCAGGGAAAAUUGAACAAAUGAGAGUUAUAAGGGGCAGAGGCAAACUGGAGGUUUUGCCUGCCACUCUGGCAUUAUUUUACCGUAAUUCAUUUACAAAUUGAGCUGGCAUACUUUAUCCUCCAUCAUCUGCAGCUUUCAAGAUACGGAUCUCAAAACAAGUGUUUAUCAGUUAAUAAUGUUUGUGGAUUAAAACAAGCGACUGUCGAUGAGUGAAAUAGCUGACAAGAAGGCAGGCAGACUGGAAGGGGGCAGCUGCCAAUGCGCCAAGGAGGGCCAGCGGCUCAGCUGGAAGCAUGGAGGAAAGGAGUAAUGAGAAGGUGAACCAGGCCCAUGUCCUCUUUGACCGAUUUGUCCAGGCCUCGACCUGCAAAGGGACUCUCAAAGCCUUCCAGGAGCUCUGCGAUUUUCUAGAGCUGAAGCCCAAAGACUAUCGUACUUUCUACCACAAGCUCAAGUCCAAGCUUAAUUACUGGAAAGCCAAAGCCCUUUGGGCCAAGUUGGAUAAGAGAGGCUGCCACAAGGACUACAAGAAGGGGAAAGUAUGCGCCAACACGAAGUGUCUCAUCAUUGGGGCUGGACCCUGUGGCCUUCGAACAGCCAUUGACCUAUCCUUUCUAGGAGCAAAGGUGGUGGUGAUAGAAAAGCGUGAUGCCUUCUCCCGCAACAAUGUUCUGCAUCUGUGGCCAUUUACCAUACAUGACUUGCGGGGCCUUGGCGCCAAAAAAUUCUAUGGCAAAUUCUGUGCAGGAGCCAUCGACCAUAUCAGUAUUCGUCAGCUCCAGCUGAUACUCUUGAAGGUCUCCUUAAUCCUGGGUGUUGAGAUCCAUGUCAAUGUGGAAUUUCAGGGGCUGCUCUACCCUCCUGAGGACCAGGAGAAUGAGAGAAUAGGUUGGCGUGCACAAGUUCACCCGAAAACUCAUCCUGUGUCGGAAUAUGAGUUUGAUGUGAUCAUUGGCGGAGAUGGAAGGAGGAACACAUUGGAAGGGUUUCGACGAAAAGAAUUCCGUGGCAAGCUGGCAAUUGCCAUUACGGCAAACUUCAUCAACCGCAAUACAACAGCGGAAGCCAAAGUUGAAGAGAUAAGUGGUGUGGCCUUUAUAUUCAACCAGAAAUUCUUCCAGGAUCUACGAGAAGCUACAGGCAUUGAUCUGGAGAACAUUGUCUACUACAAAGACGACACCCACUACUUUGUUAUGACUGCCAAAAAGCAGAGCUUACUGGAAAAAGGAGUGAUAUUGCACGACUAUGCAGAUACAGAGCUCCUUCUUUCGCGGGAGAAUGUGGAUCAGGAAGCUUUGCUCAAUUAUGCCAGGGAAGCAGCUGACUUCUCAACCAAUCAGCAACUGCCAUCGCUGGACUUCGCUAUCAACCACUAUGGGCAGCCCGAUGUGGCCAUGUUUGACUUCACUUGCAUGUAUGCCUCAGAGAACGCAGCCAUGGUUCGAGAAGUAAAUGGCCAUCAGUUGCUAGUGGCAUUGGUUGGGGACAGUCUGUUAGAGCCGUUCUGGCCAAUGGGAACUGGAAUUGCCAGGGGCUUCCUUGCUGCCAUGGAUUCCGCCUGGAUGGUACGAAGCUGGUCUCUGGGAACAAGUCCUUUGGAGGUUCUUGCAGAGAGGGAGAGCAUCUAUAGAUUAUUGCCUCAAACCACCCCUGAGAAUGUGAGCAAAAACUUUAGCCAGUACUGCAUUGACCCUGUCACACGGUAUCCAAACAUCAAUGUCAACUUCCUGCGACCAGCCCAGGUACGUCAUUUGUAUGACACAGGAGACUUGAAAGACAUUCACCUGGAAAUAGAGAAUUUGGUGAACUCCAGGACACCAAAGUUGUCGCGGAAUGAGUCGGUGGCUCGCUCUAGCAAACUCCUGGGCUGGUGUCAGAGGCAGACAGAUGGAUAUGCUGGUGUAAACGUAACCGAUCUUACAAUGUCUUGGAAGAGUGGCCUAGCGCUGUGUGCCAUUAUCCACCGAUAUCGCCCUGACCUCAUAGACUUUGACUCUCUAGAUGAACACAAUGUAGAGAAGAAUAACCAGCUGGCAUUCGACGUUGCUGAGAAGGAGUUUGGGAUCUCUCCCAUCAUGACUGGCAAAGAUAUGGCAUCAGUUGGUGAACCAGACAAGCUGUCCAUGGUCAUGUAUCUCACUCAGUUCUAUGAAAUGUUCAAGGACUCCCUUCCUUCUGGUGAUAACCUGGAACUGAAUGCAGAAGAAAAAGCUGCAUUGAUUGCUUCCGCUAAAUCUCCAAUCUCCUUCUUCAGCAAAUUGGGGCAGAGCAUCUCUCGGAAACGGACACCAAAGGAUAAAAAGGAGAAAGACCUUGAUGGUGCAGGAAAGAGGAGGAAGACAAGCCAGUCAGAAGAUGAGGACUCUUCCCGAAGCUACCGAGAAGAGAGGCCCACUCUGGUGAGCGCCCUGACAGAGAGGAGAAUUGAUGCCGCCGUUGGGAAUCAGAAUAAAGUGAAGUCCAUGGCAACACAGCUGCUGGCCAAAUUUGAGGAGAAUGCACCUGCACAGUCCACAGGCAUCCGGAGACAGUCUGCCCAGCCUUAUCAAGACCGUGCUCUCACCCAGCCAGCCUACCGACAGCGAGAGCAGGGCCGCUUUGCCCCCAUGCCUCAGUGGAAACAGAUGAGGAAAAAGGAGCGUUCUCGGACCUGCCCCAAAAAAGUGAUCAUGCUCUCUUCUUCCUCCAUUUGCACUUCCUCUCCAUCGUACCCCAGUCAGCAGGCAAACAGGGAACCUCAUGGAGAACCAGCUGGAGAGCAGAGUCCCAGACAGCAGCGGAGACCUCACCAGUUCUUUUCAGAUGACCUUGUGCCAGAGCGCACGCUUACCAUUGAGCAGAGGGCAAGCCAGCUGGCUGCCCUCCUGGAGCAAAGGCCAGCAACCAGGCAUCAGCCAGAGAUUGAGCGAUCUCGUCGAUCUGUUGUUGAGCAGUGGGAGAUCUCCCGCAGCCUCCGCUCUUCCAGUCGCCCUUCUUCUCCCUCUUCUGACUCCCUCAGACAGAAGUAUAUAAAGAUGUAUACAGGUGGCGUGAGCUCAUUGGCUGAGCAAAUAGCCAAUCAGCUUCAAAGGAAAGACCAACCCAAAACCCUUCUAGACAAGAAGGAACUGGGUUCCUUGAAAAAAGAAUUCCCUCCGAAUGUGGGAGGCAGUGAUGUCUGCUACUUCUGCCACAAGCGAGUCUACGUGAUGGAAAGGCUGAGUGCUGAAGGCAAAUUCUUCCACCGCAGCUGCUUCAAAUGUGAAUACUGUGCUACAACCCUGCGCUUGUCCUCUUAUGCCUACGACCUGGUGGAUGGAAAAUUCUACUGCAAGCCUCACUACUGUUACAGACUUUCAGGUUAUGCACAGAGGAAGAGACCAGCAGUGGGCCCUCUGUCAGGAAAGGACAGCAAAGGGACCCAGCAGGACAACAUGGCAGCAGACGGUGCAGGGCGUGCAAACUCCAUCUCAACUUCGUCAGAGAGGACUCCAGUUCCCAGUGUAAAUGGCGUAGAGGAACCCAGUAUUGCGAAGAGACUGCGUGGCACACCAGAGCGGAUUGAACUGGAGAAUUACCGUCUCUCGGUACAACGGGAAGAGGAAUUGGAAGAAGUCCCUGAGGAGACCUUGGCAGAGCACAACCUGAGCAGCGUGCUAGACAAAGGAACAGAAGAGGAUGUACCCAGCAGUAGUUCAGAAUCUGAGAUGGAGGAAGAAGAGGAGGAAGAAGAACAACCACAGCAGCCCACCUCUGACCUGGGUGGUGUGCCUUGGAAAGAGGCUGUGCGGAUACAUGCCAUGCUGAAGGGCAAGAGUGAGGAAGAGCUGGACACAGAGAAGAAUCAUGACAAUGAAGCAGAGGAGGAAGAGGAAGAAGAGGAGGAGGAGGAGGGAGAAGAAGAGGAAGAAGUCUCUAGUGAAGAGGGAGAGUAUUACCCUUGGGAGAGAGAACUUCAGCAAGGCCUCUGGCUUCAACGUCUCUCAAAUGAAGAGGACACGGGUACAUUUAAAGCUGGAAACCUGAGGCUGCAGCAGAUAGUAAAUCCGAUUGAUCCCCUGGCGAUCUUGGCAGAUGUGCAUUGGACACACAUCCGUCAGAAAGAGGAGGAGGAAAAACUGGGCCCUACUUCUAAGUCCUCCACCUCCAGAGCAUCGGACCUUCCCUCCAUACGCCACGAGGCAGUGCGGGCGUGGCUGGAAGCAGUCCCAGGAGCCCUGUGUGAGGAGAAUGACUAUGAAGAUGAGGCAGGCACCGAGCCUGCAGAAGCUAUUGAAGAUGGGGACACAGGUGCAGAGUUGGAUGAUGAUGACAUCCCAUCAGAUGCAGAAGCAGAGUGCCGCUUGCAUCAAAAAGAGGCAGAAGAAUUGGAGCUGAAAGUCUCUGAAAAAGAAGAAGAAGAAGAGACAGCUGCCCCUUCCAUUGAGACAGAAGACCCUUGCAAGCUCUGUCUGCCUGAUCAGUCACCGUGUGAGAGGGCUGCUCUGCCUACUCCAGCUGAAAAUCACAAGGAAGAAGAAAAAGAAGACUCAAAGGAGCUUCUUGCAACAGUGCCCUGCAAAGAUGAAUCCCCAGAUGUACGGUUUUUCCCUGAACCGUUCCUCCCAGGAGAGGAAGCACAAGUCAAGAUCUCUGAUGACCAAAAAGUCAAAAGCCCACCUGUACCACUCUCUCCAAUACGGUCCCAGCCAGUUGCAAUGCCUGAGACCAUCACACCAACAUCACCUGUGAAAUCGCAGCCAGCAACUCCUGCAGUACCUGCAUCUCCACCUGCCACCCCCUUGCCUAUUUGUUCACAGCCUUUACCCUCUGGUGAAGCAUCCAUUCAAUCUCCAGGGGAACCUGUGUGCUUCCAACCAGUCCCAGCCUUAACCUCCACUCCUUUGACCAAGCUUGCCCUAAAAAAUCAAGAUGGAGAGGUGGAAAAAUUGGGGAGCCCUACCACAGCAGAAGAAGCUUUGAAAAGGAAUAACCUUGUGGAGGAGUUCUGGAUGAAGAGUGCUGAAAUCCGGAGGAGUUUGGGUCUCACACCUGUGAACAGAAGCAGGGGUCCAGAGCCAAGCUUUACCAUUUCCCCCCUUGAGUCUGCCCCCCUGAAAACAUACACUCCUGAGCGUAUUUCAGAAGAGAAGGGGAUCCACAUUGUAAAACCUCAGUCAGCCCCAAAGAAGCCAGUCACAGCGAAGCUAGACAGUGAGCAGUUUUCUUUGCUGACUCCAAAAUCCCCAUCCGAGAGAGAGCUGAAAAAUUUGAGUGAUGUUAAGAGAGAGCUGUCCAGCAGUUCUGGACUGGGUCUUCAGGGCAGUUCAUCAAACAUGAGAACAUUGGCCAGCCAGAGUUUCAACACUUCUGAUUCCACCAUGCUCACUCCUCCAUCCAGCCCUCCUCCUCCACCACCUCAAAAUGAAGAGCCAGCAACCCUGCGAAGAAAAAGGCAUCAGGCAACUUGGAAGAAUGAGGCUGAGUCUAAGCCAGCUUCUGUGCAAACACCUCACCCGCCACCAGCAGCCAUAGAAAGGAUCCGGCCAGCCAGGGAGCCAUCCCAACCCUCCAGAGAGGAGGUGCGGAAAUCAUUUGUGGAGAGUGUGGAUGAGAUACCAUUUGCUGAUGAUGUGGAGGACACUUAUGAUGAGAGGACUGAGGAUUCGAGCAUCCAUGAAAAAUAUUACACGCCCCCCAGUAGGCCGAGGCCAGAGAAGCCUCUUCACCUACAUUUUGUUAAAGAGAAUGGUGGGCCACCAUCAAUGGAAGGGGGAAGCCAGCAAAAGAGAGGCCUCCCUCAAGUCUCUGCAGAAGCGAAGGAGCUAGCAGAGGAAAGAAUGAGAGCCAGAGAGAAGUCCAUCAAGAGCCAGGCCUUACGUGAUGCCAUGGCUAAGCAGCUAUGCAAGAUGAAAGAUCUGGAGAUGGCCAAUGCUGCUGGUGCCGCCAAGUUGCACAAGGCAUCUACCAUGCCUUCAAAGACCAAAGAGCUGUAUUUUGAAUCCCAGAAGCAUUUGGGUAUGAAAGCUGGGGAAGGCCCCACGCUGAAACACGAGGCUAGUGGUGACAGGUUCUUUUCACCCUUUGCAGACACCAGUGGGCGUGAUGGGUCAGUCACAUCCUCGGAAGGCUCUGGAGGGAAGAGUAAGAAAAGGACUUCUCUUUUCUCCCCCCGCAAGAACAAAAAGGAGAAGAAGUCCAAGAAUGACAGCAAGCUCUCUGACAAAUCCAGCAGUGCAGCUGAAGAAGCCACAAAGCCCAAAUCACUGUGGAAGUCUGUGUUCUCUGGCUAUAAGAAAGACAAGAAGAAAAAGACAGAUGACAAAUCCUGCCCUAGUACACCUUCCAGUGGGGCCACAGUGGAUUCUGGGAAGCAUAAGGCGUCUCCACUAGUUAGAGCAGCAGAUUUGCAACUACGUCGACACUUAAGCUUCUCUGAGGACUCUGACCUCUCCAACGAUGACGUCUUAGAGCGCUCUUCACAGAGAUCCAAGCGAGAGUCGAUUUACGUCCCACACGCCUUGGCAUUCAAGAGAUCAUACGCAUCAAAGAAAGCAUAUACGGAGGAUGAGCUCAACGCCAAACUGACCAGGCGGGUGCAGAAAGCUGCUCGCCGUCAAGCCAAGCAGGAGGAGCUGAAGAGGUUACACAGGGCUCAGAUUAUCCAACGACAGCUGGAACAAGUAGAAGAGAAGCAAAGGCAGCUGGAGGAAAGGGGAGUUGCUGUUGAGAAGGCUCUUAGGGGAGAAGCAGUUGAGCCCAAUGCCGGGACACCACGCCGUAGACCUCUCUCCUUCUGUCCUUGCUGUGCCCAUGAAGAAACCCUCUAUAACAACCUUGUUAUGAAGUGUGUCUGGCAGGAUCGUAAAGGCAUGGGGAAGAAGGACGACCCCAAGCUGAUGCAGGAGUGGUUCAAGCUGGUGCAAGAGAAGAAUGCCUUAGUGCGCUAUGAGUCGGAGCUCAUGAUAUUCGCUCGGGAGUUGGAGCUGGAGGACAGGCAAAGCAGACUACAGCAAGAACUUCGGGAGAGGAUGGCAGUGGAAGAUCACCUAAAGACAGAUGAAGAGUUGUCAGAAGAGAAAAGGAUCCUGAAUGAAAUGCUAGAGGUGGUGGAACAGAGAGAUUCUCUUGUGGCCCUCCUCGAAGAGCAGCGACUCCGGGAGAAGGAAGAAGACAAGGACCUAGAGGCAGUCAUGCUGUCCAAGGGAUUCAACUUAAACUGGUCCUGAGCUUAGCAGCGCACUCGUCUGCCGAUCUGCGUUGCCCAAUUGGCAUGUGCCAAGUUGGCUGGAGCUGCCUGGAUGGAGGAGAUACCUUGGCAUAGAAACCUCUUGAGGGUUCUUGCAGCGCCCGAGUGCUUCUUCCUGAGAGGGGGUUGGAUCGAAAAGUGCUGAGGCCUGUAUGAGGCCUGCAAACCUCAAGCCUGAGGUGGUCAGCUGAGGUUGUGUGCCUUCCUCAAGGACCUGUGCAAAGAGGCCAUUGAGUUUUUGUGAUCUCUGAGAGAGGCUAAAAAAUGAAAUGAAAACAUUUUAUUAAAUUUAUAAAAAUACACCACAACUUUAACCAAUUCAGGUGGGCCAUAGCUUGUCUGUUUCAUAUUUACUUAGCUGGUUGUGUUCUUGUUUUUGUUUUGAAAUACAAAGGUGAGAAGUGGCUACUCUCUUCUGAAGCAUCACCCUGCAGCAGCCCACGGGAGAGCAAACCACUCUGUACCCCAGAGCACACUGUGUGUAUGUUUAAGGUUCUCCUCACCAAAGAAGCCUGAAGCUGCCAUUAUUGUCUGGGUAUGGAGGAACCCUGAAUUCAGAGAGGACUGGAGACUUGGAAGGCUGGCUGACAUGAAAUACUUGCCCCAUGUGGUUUCUACAGAAGAUACAGGCUCCGGUGGACUAGCUCUCUUUGCUGCAGCCUCCACAAGUUGCCAUUGUUCUAAGAGGGGAAGAGCGUGUAAGCCACCUCCUUUCUGCCAUGCAGUGCUCUGGACUGAAAGUCACAAUUUUCCUGUCUCCAUUGACAUUAGACUGCUCUGUUGUGAACCUUGUGACAAUUUUGACACUGGAAAGUGCUGAUUUUGAAGAUGGGUUACUUAUGAAGCAGUUUGCGGGAGCUCUUGGAUGAAACCCCUUUCUUCGAAUCCCCCAAGAAUGGACUCUCAAUGGGUUUUUGUUUUUUGUGUGUAUAUAUAUCUAUAGAUAUAUAUCUUUAUUAUUUUUUGCACGUCAGAAAUGAAGCAAAAGACCUACCCGGGCCCUUUAGUCACUUUAGACCCUUUAAUGUCUAUUAACUUAUUUUUUAAUACUUGAAAGAUUUGGGUUUUAUACCUUUUUAAGAAGUGAGCAAAUGUUUGAGUGGUGAAUCUGUGUGCCUGCUGCAUUCCCCAACCUUUUUCUUUUGUUGUUGUUCUUAUUUUUAAUUUGCUGUUCUCCCUUUCCCUGUACCUAUUUAUUAGAGUUCUAUUAAUGCUGUUACAGUUACAUGCUACUUUUGAUGUGUAGAGCAGGUGCUUUUAUGUUCCAGGCUAUUCUACUUUGGACUUGUCCCUGCACCAAGUUGAGGGGCAACCCUAGGAAAUACGCAGGCCAGGUUCCCAGGUAGGGUGUCUUCUCAAUUAAGCUGCAUCCUCACAAAGAGAGCUCACAAAGCUGAGUGGUGAUGGCAGACUUCGCUCCUGCACUCCAUAUCCUCUGUUCCUGAAUGACAAACCUGUGCUUAUUUUAACUACUGCUGUUUAAGGUUUUUGUAAUUAUAAUUGUGGCAUUGCCACUUUACCCCAUGUAUUUUAAAAACAAACAAACCACAUGCUGGCUCUGUAAAAAUCUGCCUCCCAAGGGAAGGAUUAGCACAAGCCCCACUGGUUUUGUCCUAGGGCCUUCAUUCAGUUGGCUCAGAAAAGGUCUUACAGUGCAGUAGCAAAUAGGAAAUAACACAGAAUAGACUCUUGUCUAUAACCAGCUGAGAGGUUCCAUAAGCACACCAUGUCUUUCACAAUAACUUUCUCAAAAGUGCCGACCUGUCACAUACAGAAUUUUCCAUUUGCAUUUUUUUAGCUCCAGUUGGGCUUAGUUUAAAGAAAGCUGUAGUUCUAUUCUCCAAACAAAGUGCAGACUAUUUUUUUAAUUAACUUUUUUUAGGGAAGCACUCAUCCCAAGAAAUAGACAUGUCCUUUAAAGCAGCCACCAUCUUAAGUUUUUAAAACAGGAAAUGCUGUGUUUUCAAAACAGGAAAGGCUAGCGAGAAAAAAUGGGGAAAGGUUUUUAAACACCCACCCACUUCCUUGUUUAAUGAAAUGUCAGUACUGAUGACGCAGAACAGAAAGCUGUCGAAACAACAGCAUGUGUUGAAAUGUAGCGUCAGAAGAUUUUAUGCCAAAGGGGUACCAUGCCUGGCAUUUGUUGAAUAUUAAGAUAUUGAAAGAUUGUGAUGAUACACUGGCAGAAUUCAUACCAGAGCAAGCAGGACUUGUGUGUUCAUGGGUUCGUGAGACACUGGGGGGGGGGGUUGUUCACUAGGACCGGUGUUUAUAUGUAGCUUUCAAAAUGGAGGGGACGAAUCUCUGGCUUUUCUAAUAUUACUGGACUACAAUUCUCAUAAUCCCUGACUACUGAGCAUGCUGGAUGGGGCUGAUGAGAGUCCAACAGGAGUCCAAGGUUAGUCACCCCAAUUGAGGAAGAAAAAGAAAAUACCGGUAUGACUUCUAUUGUCUCAGACAGCAUCUUUGACAUCUGUAGAGACCAACAGGGGAGUGUAUGGCAAAAGGUUGAGAAUGGAAGUUAAACUCCCCUUCGUUUAGGAUGGGGCUAGAAUUCAGUUGUUAAAAUUUGGUGUCUAGCCACAUGAAAGAGGCAAAUUUGCAUUAACUAUUUCUGCUGUGCCUGGUGCAAUUUGUAAUGGAACUGAGAAAAUAGAUUGUUCUGUAAAGUGGUAGAAAUUGAACUCGCUUUUAUCUGUUCUUUGAAUUUUUCACUGUAGGAAAACAUUGACACACUAAGCUUCUUCCUAAGCUGCCUAUAGCUGCAUGUGGAAUGAGAGUAGAACAGUCUGUCUGAGAAAGUGGAAGGGAAAGUCCAUUUCAGCUCCAGUGCAGCUGUGUAGCUCUGCCUCUAGUUAGCCCAGACUUCUUUUGGGCAGCUAAGACUCCCUUGUCACUAGAACUGCGGUGUUUUAGAGCCCAUGGCAGCACCAGGAGCAUUAAUCAUAUUUCCUCUUCCACUCUUAACAUUUCCUGUAAUGUGUUGUGUUGAUUGUGCUCGAUCCUGCUGUCAGUCAAGAGGUUUCUUUAAAUGCAGUGUCUGGCCCUCCUUUUAUGACACGGUGCUAAUGCAGAAGUAACAAGCACACCUGUUGCAUCCUCUGGGUUUUUAAUAUGUUUUUUUUAAAAAAAAUACAUCCAGGUCAAAGGCAUUUUAGAGCAUCUACAAAUAUGUCCAGAGUUGCAUGACCCAGUGGCACAAAUUCUUUUUAUGGCAAAAAAAAACAAAGUUGAUGCCCUCCCCCACCCCAAUGGUUUUAAGAAAAUGUAUUUAACAGAAUGUUUACAUUUAGGCCCUGAGAUGAAAGUGGUGUAUUAGUUUUCCAGCCUCAUGUUUAAAAAAGAAAAUGCUGUGAUUAUUUGCAAUAAAAAAUGUACCACGAAACAGUCUGUUUGAUAUGAAGAGGUAGAGGAGGGUAUUUCUCUCUCGAUGCAUGAGAAGAGGACAGAAGGCUUCCAAAGAAUUGCUGCCUUCAAAAGCACUAGCAGUGGAACUUCAUAAGCAAGGAAGGUAGAUGAGAAUGUCACUAAAGCUAUUGGAGGAAGGGAUGUCAUGUUUUGAUGGCAUUGUAGUAAUUUAAUUUUAUACACACACACACACAUAUAUAUAUAAAGAAGUAUGUAUGUGAAACAACCCUGUCCCAAGGAACUGUGGUAUCUUCCCCUUGGGACAGGUGGGAACUCUGAUAUUCAGACUGUUUUAUUGUUGGCGUGUGUGCAGUGUAACAGGAAAUUGUGUACCGUACCUGUUUUCAUGUCUAAAACAUCCCAACCCCUGUUUUAUUUCCUCUUUUUUUGGUUGCAUUUCAUUCUGUACGUUCUUAUGCACACUUGCUUUGUUGGUGUUGAGAGUUUAGCACCUCAGGUCACCAACGUAACUAAAAAAUAAAAUAAAAAAUAAAAGUCA